AUGAGUAUUGGAGAUCUUGUUGGUUCAAAACGAGUUUAUGAGGAAAGAAUUAAUACUAUCAAUAAAGAAAAUGAGGCACUUAAGGCACAAAUUGAAAAUGAAAAACAAAAGAGAUUAAAAGCCGAUUCCCUUAAAGAAGAACAAAUAAAAGAAAAUCAUAUUUUAAAACAGAUUAUUCAAGAAAAAGAAGUUGCAAUAAGUAGUAUGGAAGGAUCUAUCAAGGUAGCUACAGGUGAGAAAAAUGCAUUGAAAAAACAACUUGAUGUAAAAAAUGGAAUGCUUAAAGAAAAACUGGAUGAAGCAUCUCAAUUAAAAUUGAGAAUGAUAAAAUUAGAGAAAAAGAAUGAUAAAAUAAUUCAAAUGUUAGACCAAAAAAUGGAUAGCAUACUCAACAAAACAGAUGAGUCGUUGAAAACAAUUGAAAUUAUUCAACGAAAAGAUAUUUCAAAAGAAGUUCUUGAUUGUUUUGAAGAAAGUAAAGAGGAGAUGGUUAAUUCAUUUGAAAAGAAUAGUGGAGAGAUUGAAGAAAUGAAAAAAAGAAUUAAUGAAAUGAAAGAAGAGCAGUCACAAGAAAGACAACAACAGAAGUCAUUAUUAGAAAUCCAUAAAGUGAUUAUUGAACAAAUGAAAGAAGAAAGAAUAAGCUUAAUUAAUGGAAUUAAAGGAGCACUUGGAAUUGACAAAGAAUGUAAUAUGAAUGACAUUAUUGAAGAAGUUAUGAAAUUAAAACAAAAAAAGAUCAUAACAGAUUUAGAAAAUAGAGAGCUGAAGAGAGACAUUGAAAGAAUGGAAAAAGAAAUAGAAACUUUAAAUGAAAAACAAAAAGACUAUGCAGAGGUUAUUUGUUUAGCAGAGGGAAUAUUAAAAAGAGAAUUAAAAAAGUAA
Molecule: messenger RNA, 885 nt
Organism: Entamoeba nuttalli P19
Lineage: Eukaryota; Evosea; Mastigamoebida; Endamoebidae
Exons: 1
Coding region: 1-885 (294 amino acids)
Source: RefSeq, a predicted model, not a curated record